CCAAAGUUAGGUGUUGGACGCAGCAAACGUUGGUCAUCUCAUCCCCCGCACCUGAAAUCAUCCACGCUUCAGUCCAUGUUUGAACACCCCAUGCAAGACGCAAUCUCUGGUCAUGUACCUGUGCCCUAGUGAGAGUGGUGCCAGAGAUAGCAUCGAUAUACGCAAGGCAGUCAACUAAUGAUUCAUGGUCACGGAAAAGGUGGAGAAGAAUUCCCCUUGUGACGUGACGUACAUAACCUGCGCCAACUUGGGCACCUGUCACCGAGCUGCGAGAGGCAGCAAUAAUGCAAUCAAGCCAGCUGAGCACGACAUCAACUGCGUCUGGAAUUGUUGAUCUGAGCAGCGACGACGGAGAAGAUGACAUAGUCUCCAUCUCCUCACAAAUUCAGACAUCAUUCAAUGGGACUCAAUCUCAAGUGACUGACUUCAGCCCACACCCAUCUAUACCGAUCGUCCUUUCGGAUGAUAGUGAGGAAGAUGAUAUAGAUUCCAUAUUGAGGGGGAGAGUUUCGUCUCAACCUGGGCCUUCACAGGCUACGACCUCCGCAUGGGAGGGAACCCGGACGCAGAAAUCGCCUGUCCUCGAAUCACUUAACGCGUUCGACCUUGGAAUUCCCUCCCCCUUUGAUGAGUUUUUCACCCCUGUAGCUUCUCUCAUUCCAAAAACCAGAGGCGCGAAAAGAGUUGGCGAUGAAGGAAUGGAUGAUGACGAUGUGGUGAUACCACCGAAGAAGAGGAGAGCAACAAAACCAAAGAGGAGUAAGGAAGAGAUCGAGGCUGAAAAAGAGGCUAAGAAACGCGAAAAAGAAGCCGAGAAAGCUGCGAAGAAGAAAUGCCUUGAGGAAGAGAAAGCCGCCAAGAAGACACUCCGGGCUGCCAAUAAACUUCCCACACGCAAGCAAGACCUCGUACAAGACUUCACACUCCAUGUUUCCUCCCCACUUCGCGAUAGUCCACUGAUGCAACCUGUCACUGAUCGUCUAGCAGAGCACGGCUGUGCAGUGAAGUACUUUAGCUCUACCCACUUUACCAGUUUAUUCCGUUGGGAACGAAGCGUUAGAGCCAGGUACGACGAACUCAACCGCGAAUGGACCCCCGUCAAGGAGUACAAACGUUUCGAGGCACUUUAUAUGUUUUUUCUGGAAGCAGCAUCUCUUAUCUCGGAGGCAGACAGCAUCCAAGCGUUGAGCCAAACCAUUGAGGGGCUGCGGGCUGAAUACAGGCUUACCUCGAAACAUCAAAUCUUCAUUAUGAUCAAUGAACUGGAGUUGUAUUAUCGGAAGACUGGUAAAGGGAGUAGGGCGGCUAAUGCGCUUGCUCGCUUGGAGGGUCGCGUCCUGGUGAAAAAGAGUGACAUAGAGCGGGCCCUUGCUUCCCUGCAAGCAGCGCAGAAGUGCUUUAUUGUCCACGUCGAAGGGUACGACGAUGCCGCUCAAUGGAUAUACAAUAUGACCGGAGAUCUAGGCAUGAAGCCGCACAAAUUAAUCGAGCGUUCACAUCUUCCGUUCUGCUCUCUCACAAACAUCGAAGUUGGAUCAGAUCCUGAGGACACGUACAAGAAAAUGCUGAUACAACUGAAUCGCAUCACGGAGAACGUCGCUGAUGCCAUAGUAGAACGUGCUCCUACCCUCCGCUCCUUAUUUGAACUUUAUCAGAACGAGCCUGAUCCUAUUCGCAGAAACGCCAUUCUGUCUGAUGUCGUGGUUAAAUACAAUACGGAUGGAACAACUUCUGGAAGAAUAUUGAACUUGGCAUUAUCUACGAAGAUCGCCACUGCGUUUUGGAAUCAGGAUUCCUUACUUGCAUUAACGUGAUAAUGUCACUUCCCCUCGUGGGAAGCUCUCGUACGAUAAUCCCCAAAUUUACUGUUCGAUAACUCUUCACUUUGUUUGCGUUGCAACAAGGAAUCUUACAAUUAGAUCUAUUCUACUACUAUCAUAUUUCCGCUUCUUCAAACUGAAGCACAAGAUAUAUAGGCA
Cantharellus anzutake is the source of this 1979-nucleotide messenger RNA. RefSeq lists its product as uncharacterized. The record is from RefSeq and is a predicted model, not a curated record. Gene Ontology annotation, cellular component: Holliday junction resolvase complex; nucleus. The transcript has 6 exons. Bases 285 to 1814 code for a protein of 509 amino acids. Gene Ontology annotation, biological process: resolution of meiotic recombination intermediates; mitotic intra-S DNA damage checkpoint signaling; replication fork processing. Gene Ontology annotation, molecular function: nuclease activity; DNA binding. Lineage: Eukaryota; Fungi; Basidiomycota; Agaricomycetes; Cantharellales; Hydnaceae.